GGGACGUGACUUCUCCGCUCUCUGUGCUGUGAUGACACUUUUUUUGAGGAAGUCGAGAAACUGAAGCAAAUGGACGACUCCCCCCCCCCCCCCCACGGCUCCCCUUUGCGAUUCUUCACCGGAACCAGUGACUCAAACUGGGAUCUUCACCCUCGAGCCGUCGGCGGAGAUGGAUCGAGAAGCGACGGCAGAGCAGCGAUGCUAACAUGCUAGCCCACUCCUCGGCGUUGGUUUCUCCCUUCGAGGUUUUUUUAACUCCACUAACUACGACUCUUUCACCCCGUUAACUUGUUUAUUCUUUAACGCUAACUAACCGUAGGUGACGGUUAACUAGUGGUUUACCUCACCCGGCGGUGACACAUCGCGUCCCGCUACGUUAGUUACGUUAGCUCACGUCAGAAGUAGCUAGUCCCAAAAAGACUGGUUAAGCUAAUUAACGUGGCGUUAGCUUGAAAACAUUGACGUUGUCUCCAGAGGGCAGGUACGUGGUUCACAUCCCGGGGACCAGUGCGCCUGGUUCGGGUUAUUAGACAACAGGGGAGUCGUAUUACACGCUAAUGGUGGUCAUUAGGUUAAAGAAGUAACUUAGCUUCACCUUUACUCUGGUAUCUGAGAGUAUGAGGCUGGAGAGCAUCGUCUGUUAACGUGCAGCUCUGGGAUGUGACCAAAGAACCUCUCAUCAGAAGAUCAGAAACUCACCGGAGGAGACGAUAAGGAUAAAAACACAACUAUGGGGGAUUUAGGUCGUUUUUCCUGUUAGCGUCUCCUGACAUGUUUCCAUUCAAACGUGCUGAGCCAGCACGGGAAACCUGACACCUCCUCACAUGCUCUGCACACAGACUCGCAGGCAGCACACAUUUUCCAGAGCAGCCUCAUCAAGCGGAGCCCAGAUAUGCGUCUGUCCUCGUUCCUGGCCCUGUUCCGGCCGGCGCUGCCCCUCAUCCUGGGGCUGUCCCUGGGCUGCAGCCUCAGUCUGCUGAUGGUGUCCUGGACGCAGGGGGACACCGACGACUCGUGCAGGGACGAGCUGGGCAACGGGAGGCUCUUCCUGGGCAGAGGGGACGGACAGGGGGUGUCCAGGGAUGAGGCCGGAGACGAGGACAUCCAGCCCCGCAUCGUGCCCUAUCACAAGGACCCGAACAAGCCACACAAGAAGGUCCUCAGAACCCGAUACAUCCACACUGAACUGGGCAUCAGGGAGCGGCUGCUGGUCGGCGUGCUGACCUCUCGGGCCACGCUGAACACGCUGGCCGUGGCCGUGAACCGGACGGUCGCCCACCACUUCCACCGCACCUUCUUCUUCACGGGUCUGCGCAGCCCCAAGGUGCCGCACGGCAUGACCGUGGUGGCCCACGGCGACGACCGCCCGGUGUGGCUGAUGUACGAGACGGUGCGCCACCUCCACCAGCACUACGGCUCGGACUACGACUGGUUCCUGUUGGCCCAGGACGACACCUACCUGCAGGCCGACCGUCUGUCUGAGCUCGUGGGCCACCUCACUGCAGGGCAGGACCUGUACAUGGGCAGGGCGGAGGAGUUCAUCGGCGGGGAGGAGAAGGCGCGGUACUGCCACGGGGGUUACGGCUACCUGCUGUCCCGCAGCCUGCUGGCCCGCCUGCAGCCCCACCUCGACACGUGCCGCAAUGACAUCCUCAGCGUGAGACCCGACGAGUGGCUGGGCCGCUGCAUCAUCGACUACCUGGGGCUCAGCUGCGUGGAGGUGCACCGGGAGAUGACCUACCGCUACUUUGAACUGGGGAAAAACGCCGAUCCAGAGCGAGAAGACAGCACCCAGUUUAAGAACGCCUUCACCGUGCAUCCUGUAUCAGAACCGAAUCUCAUGUACCGGCUGCACAAGCGCUUCAGCCAGAUCGAGCUGGAGUGGACGUACCUGCAGAUCGAACAGCUCCAGAUGCAGAUCAACAACCUGAGUGAGCGGACGCCGGAGGGGAAGGCCGGAGUCACCUGGCCGAUAGGAAUCAACCCCCCCUUCAAGCCACGGACCCGCUUCGAGGUGAUCAACUGGGAUUACUUCACAGAGGAGCACAUCUACGUGUGCGUGGACAGCUCUCCAAAGUGUGAGAUGAGAGGAGCGGACCGGGCCGACGUCAGCGCCGUCCUGGAGGUCGCGGUGGAGCGGCUGAACGAGCGCUACCAGCCGCAGCUGCGCUUCCGCAAACGCCGUCUUCUCAACGGCUACCGGCGCUUUGAUCCCACGCGCGGCAUGGAGUACAUGCUGGACCUGGCCCUGGAGGCCUACACCCAGAAAGGCCACAGUCAGGUCAUCGUGAAGCGGGUCAACCUGCUGCGGCCCCUCAGCGCAGUUGAGAUCAUCCCCAUGCCGUACGUGACGGAGGCGACGCGGGUGCAGGUCAUCCUGCCCGUCACCGCCCAGGACCAGGACUAUGUCAGCAACUUCCUGGACAUGUACGUGAUGAACACGCUGGACACCCACGACAACGUUCUGCUCACGUUCCUGUUCAUAUACGACCCGUUCGACGCGCAGCGAGUCAGCCAGACGGACGUGUUCGCCGGCAUCAAGGCCAUGAUCGGGGAGGUGGAGAAACGCUACGGCGACGUGAAGAUUCCGUGGAUCAGCGUGAAGACGGAGGUGCCCUCGCAGGUGAAGCUGAUGGACAUCAUCUCCAAGAAGCAUCCGGUGGACACGCUGUUCUUCCUGUCCGGCGUGUGGACGGAGGUCAACGCGGACUUCCUGAAUCGCUGCCGAAUGAACGCCAUCAGCAACUGGCAGGUGUUCUUCCCCAUCCACUUCCAGGAGUACAGCCCCGCCGUGGUCUACCGCGACCAGCCGCCCUCCGCCGCCUCCUCGUCCUUCGCCUCCGAGUCGCUGAGGGACGGACACUUUGACCGCCACGUCUUUGACGAGGCCUGCUUCUACAACGCGGAUUACAUGACCGCACGGACCAAGAUGGCUGCCGACAUCUUAGACAACGAGGAGCUGCUGGAGAGCAUGGACGUGUACGACAUAUUUGUCCGCUACUCGGGCUUACACGUGUUUCGAGCCGUGGAGCCGGCGCUGAUCCAGAAGUACGUACGACGAGCGUGCAACCCGCGGUUCAGUGAGGACAUCUACCACCGCUGCGUGCUCAGCAGCCUGGAGGGUCUGGGCUCCCGCUCGCAUCUCGCCAUGGCGCUGUUUGAACAAGAGCAGGCCAACAGCACCUAGAUCCCACUGGGAUCUCUGGUACUUGGUGGAACUUUGAGAGCGUGGAACCUCACACACACACACACACACUCUCUGCCUCGAGGAAAGGGAAGUCACGCAGAAUAAUGUGAAUUUUAACACGGUACUUUUAGGAUCCACACACUGAAGUUCUCCCUCAUUCCAACGGAGCCGUCUCUAUAUCGAGGAAUCUGUCACGUCUAGAGGAAAUAUGACUCAUCACAGAUUCUCCUCACGUGUCUGUGUCCGUGUCCGAUCGAGGACACAGACACAGACACAACAGACAAUUUUACCAUUGCUGUUUUAACUGGAGCUGAAGAACAAUAUUUACACUCCAUUAAAUAUAUGAAAAAUAAGUUAAUAAAAUAAAAAGAUUAAUAAUUUCUUAAUAAUUAUUUGAGGAAAACACACUUGAGCCACAAAUCUUCUUUUGUGAAGAUGUUGGAAAAUAAUACUGGACCAAGCUGAAGCUGCCUUUGUUUUAAGAUAUGUUCUUACUUUUUUUUAAAGAGGUGUUAUUAUUAAAGAGUGUUAUUGCC
Molecule: messenger RNA, 3723 nt
Organism: Platichthys flesus (European flounder)
Lineage: Eukaryota; Metazoa; Chordata; Actinopteri; Pleuronectiformes; Pleuronectidae
Gene: chpf2
Product: chondroitin polymerizing factor 2
Exons: 4
Coding region: 893-3187 (764 amino acids)
Cellular component (GO): Golgi cisterna membrane
Molecular function (GO): glucuronosyl-N-acetylgalactosaminyl-proteoglycan 4-beta-N-acetylgalactosaminyltransferase activity
Source: RefSeq, a predicted model, not a curated record